UGAGUAAUUGUCUGUCUGAUUGUAUUGUCUAAUCGAGUCGCAAACACGCGAAAAUUUCCAGGUUUCUAGAUAACAAAAAGAAUAAGAAUGUCUUCAUCAAAGUCAGUUUUCAUUCCGUCGCAGUUUUUGUACCCGCGCAGUUAACCUAAUUACUUAAGAAAUGAAGAUCGUCAAAGUCAUGUUGUUGAUGUUUGCUGUAUCGUUGGGAUGGGGACGCGAUCUUGAGCCUCAAAACACGAGGAAACAACCACAGCUUGUAUAUUACAAAUUCUUCACACCCAUGAAGCUGAUAGCAGAGGCCUCGUUCAUCCAUCACCACAACUCCAUCACUCCUCGUCUUCUCACCUUUCUUAGCGCUCCAAGCCACCUCUAUCGUCUAAUGAUUGUUCCUCUGAUUCCUCCUGGAGUCAUUGACGCAGAUGCUAAACUUGUCGUCAAGAUGGCGGUUGCUUUAGAAACAAAAUAUGGCCAAGGAGAAAGUGACCCCUCUUUCGCUGUUUCUGAUAGUAAUCGCUUCAUUGGUGUGCUAACAACUGAUAAAUUGAAUUACGCAUCUUAUAGUCCAUGUCGUGGUAUCGAAGGAGAUAGCGGGCUAACAAUAACGAAGCGUAAUGCAGAUAGCCCUCUCCCAAAGCCCUCCGAAUCCUAUUACCCAGGAAGAUUCGACAUCCAUCUGAGCCUGUCUGACAGGUGGGGAACCUGUUUCAUCUCGCACGAUGGCGGCUUUAGCAGAGAGAUGAUUUAUCAAAACAAGCUGAAUCCUGAAAAUGGCCUGUUCUUGGAGAUCUAUGGCGAUGACACAAAUGAAAAAGAAGGCAUCAAGUACAUUGAGCUGACCAUCCUACAGGAAAACUGACAUUUCUUGCUGCUCUCAUGAAAAGAAGGAAAUUGUGUGACUCAAAAGUUCACUGUACUUGUUGAGAUCGUGCUGAUUAAAGAUAAACCUUG
This is a messenger RNA of Pocillopora verrucosa, 948 nucleotides long. RefSeq lists its product as uncharacterized. The record is from RefSeq and is a predicted model, not a curated record. Lineage: Eukaryota; Metazoa; Cnidaria; Anthozoa; Scleractinia; Pocilloporidae.